Molecule: messenger RNA, 1699 nt
Organism: Phymastichus coffea
Lineage: Eukaryota; Metazoa; Arthropoda; Insecta; Hymenoptera; Eulophidae
Gene: Zpr1
Product: zinc finger protein ZPR1
Exons: 4
Coding region: 231-1562 (443 amino acids)
Cellular component (GO): cytoplasm; nucleus
Molecular function (GO): zinc ion binding
Source: RefSeq, a predicted model, not a curated record
CUUCAAUACUUCAUGAUCGUGAUUAAACUGUACUCUGUACCUGUAGGCUGCUGUGUCAACAUAACUUUAUUUAUCCUGUUCUACUACAUAAUACACGAUUAAUAUAAAGUUGCGGCAAAUCAAAUUAGGGCGAAAAUUUAGCUGUGCUAUAAUUUUGAAAAGAUCUCAGAUUCAUAUUUCAGAUUUUCAAGAAUUGUUUUCUUCAUACAAUAUAACCUAAAAGUCAUAUAAUGACAGCAGGUAAAAAUUCUAUUACUGCAACUAGUAAACCACUUUUUCGAGAUUUAAAAGCUGAUGAUCUAGAGCCCGAAGCAACUGUCAUCGAAAGUUUGUGUGUGAAUUGUGGAAAAAAUGGAGAAACACGAUUGUUUCUUACGAAAAUUCCUUUUUACAAAGAUGUUGUAAUCAUGUCUUUUGAAUGUGAACAUUGUGGUUUUCAAAAUAAUGAAAUACAAAAUGCAGGAAAAAUUGAAGAAAAGGGUGUAAAGAUAUUUCUCAAAAUUAGGACAGAAUCAGAUUUGAAUAGACAAGUUAUCAAAUCAGAUUAUACGAGUGUAUGUAUACCUCACUUGGAUUUCGAAAUUCUAUCUCAAUCACAGAAAGGAGAGGUGACUACUGUGGAAGGCAUUAUUGAUAGAACUAUUACAGGAUUGGAACAAGAUCAAGAUCAUCGUAGAGAAAAAAAUCCUGAAGCUGCACAACAAAUUGAUCAAUUUAUUAGUAAACUGAAAGAUCUAUAUAGCAUCAAAGAACCAUACACAAUGAUUUUUGAAGAUAUUUCUGGCAAUACAUUUGUACAAAAUCCAAAGGCACCACAGAAAGACAAUGACUGUGAAAUUCACUAUUUUAAAAGAACGAACGAUCAAAAUCAUAUUUUAGGUAUCUAUGUAGAGAACGAAGAUAAGCUGCUUCAACCAAUUAAAGAAAAUGAAUACACUUUAGAAGAUAUUGAAGGGGAAGUUUUGACUUUUCCAACAAAUUGUCCAGAAUGUAACAAUCCCUGUGAGACAAAUAUGAAAAUGACAAAUAUCCCCUAUUUUAAAGAGGUUGUAAUUAUGGCAACUGCCUGUGAAAUUUGUGGACAUAAAACAAAUGAGGUAAAAAGUGGUAGUGGUAUUGAGCCAGAAGGAGUGAGAAUAGAAGUAAAGAUAAAUGGCAAGGAAGAUUUUGUUCGAGAUUUACUUAAAUCUGAGACUUGUUAUAUGAAAAUACCUGAAUUGGAAUUGGAAGUAGGAUCAACUACAUUAGGAGGCCGUUUUACCACUGUUGAAGGAAUUAUCACUGCUGUAAAAGAUCAAUUAUCUACAUCAACAGCUUUAACUGGCGACAGCACUGAUCCAGAAAUUCAAUCUAGAAUUAAAAAUUUUAUAACUCAACUUGAUCAAGUUUUGCAAGGAACUAAAAAAGUUACUUUAAUUCUUGAUGACCCUGCUGGAAAUAGCUAUGUACAAACCCUAAGUGAUAUUGGAACAGAUGCUGGAUUAACUAUUACUAAAUAUAAUAGGAGUUUUGAGCAAAAUGAAGAGCUUGGAAUUAAUGAUAUGAGAGUUGAAAAUUAUUAAUUGUAUAUAUACAAAUAUUGUUACAUGUUUUCCCAAAGUUUUCAAAAUAUUUUUCAAACUAAUUUUUCACUUUUAAUUUGUGUAUAUAAAGUUAAUCUUCAUUGUCUUCAUCUUCGGCAAUGGAUCUAGAAAUGAAA